AUGGCAAACUUUAUUUAUAUAUACAUUAUUGGCUUUUUAGACAUAGCCAGUCUAGCCACAAUCAUGCCUUCAUUUAAUCGUCGUCUCUUAAAAUUUGGAGCUACUCAUUUACAGAUAACCCUUCUAGAAUCUCUCUUCUCAAGCUUACAACUAAUCACAGGCCCCAUUGUUGGAACACUGAGUGAUCAAUAUGGUCGCAAACCAUUGCUUUUGCUUUCAAUGAUCUUUAGUGUUCUUGCCUUUUUUGCCAUGGGGCACUGCGAUACUUAUCUGUCGAUUGCUGCCAUUCGAUUGAUGUUAGGUUGUUUCAAACACACCCAAAUGUUAGGAAAAUCAUUGAUUGGUGAUAAUGUACCUAAAACUCAACAAUUGAGCGCCCAUGGAAAAUUGAACAGUUUCAUUUCAUUAUCAUUUAUGAUAGCACCUAUUUAUGGUGGUUAUUUAUCUGAACACGAAAAUGGUUUUUACUACUUAGCUUGCUCAACCAGCUUACUUUGUGCCAUAAAUGUCAUUAUUAUUACAUUAAGUGUACCAACCAAGAUAAUUAAAACAACUGGUCUAAAAAAAAAUAUGUUUAACCAUUUAAAAGAAGUUGAUUGGAUAGAAUAUUGGCCAUUAUUGUUCAUGAGAAUGAUGUAUACUGCAACACUAUCAACAAUGAUGGUGACAUUUGGUUUUGUACUCAUAGAAACUUAUAAACUCACACCAUCCCAAGUUGGUUACACUUUGUCAGUUAAUAGUUCAAUUGGCGUUGCUACUGGAUUUGCAGUUGCCAGAUUGGAACCAUUUUUUCGUAAAUAUAGUUCGUUCAAAAAAUGUUUCUUUAGUUUUAUAUUACUGUUUGUUGGAUAUGUUUGUUUGUCAUUUGCUCCUAAUAUAACGUUUCACAUUGUGUGCAUGGUUCCUAUCAUUGCAGCUGGUACUCUGAUAGAAGUAUUUUUAAAUCAAAUUCUAUCGGAAACCUGUAUGGGUGAAAAUAGGGGAACUCUAGAAGGUGCUAUGACUAGCUCUAUCUCAGUAGCCCGAUCUAUUACACCUGUAGUCGCCGGAUUGGCUAUGGAUGUGUAUGGUUCUAGUGGUGCAUAUGUUUUUGCAGCUUUAGCUGCUAUUUCUGCUGCAAUUUUGGCUAAAUUUUAUGAUAAAAAAACCAAACUAUCGUAA
Macrosiphum euphorbiae (potato aphid) is the source of this 1161-nucleotide messenger RNA. NCBI's taxonomy places the organism in Eukaryota, Metazoa, Arthropoda, Insecta, Hemiptera, Aphididae. The record is from the annotation of a GenBank genome assembly.